AUGAUCAUAAAUUAUAUUCAACUUCAGAUAUCAAGUCUCCUGGCUUCAACUGGGAUUGAUGAAUGUAAUUUAAAGAUAGUAAUAUGUGCUUUAUUAUCUUUUCCAUUUAAUGGAAUCUUUAAGCGACUACCAGAUCAAAACUAUACCUUGAAACAUAUUUACAUCCUAGGUGUUUCUUCAAUAUUCAUUUUUGUCAUACUUCAAUUGGGUUCAGGGUUAAGAACUUUGCUCAUUUCAUCGAUUGGAUGUUAUUUCAUUACUCGGUAUUUGACAACUCCAUACAUGCCUUGGGUGAAUUUUUUGUUUUUGAUGACACAUCUUUUCCAUAACCAUAUAAAUGCUCAGUUCUUUAAUGAAUACGACCCAACUAAAGUGGACAUAUUGGGUGCACAAAUGGUUAUGGUCAUGAAACUAAGCGGUUUUGGCUGGAAUGUGUAUGAUGCUAGACAACCGAAGGACAGUCUCACUCCAUAUGCUAGAAGUAGGAUGGUGAAAAAGCACCCCAAUAUUUUACCAUUCCUUAGCUACGUUUUUUACUAUGCAUCUCUAUUGACAGGUCCAGCUUUCGACUAUGCUGAUUAUGACAAAUUUAUACAUGCGACCCUCUUUGACGACGUUCCUGAAUCAAAACGACCUGGGAAAGGUAAAAGGAAAAUACCUAGAAGUUUCAUAGUUUCCAUGAAGAAGACCUUUCAGGGAUUCUUUUGGGCAAUUUUAUUAAUACAGUCACCGAAGUAUGUCAAUGUGGAAUAUGUGCUUGAUGGAAGACUUUACGCUGAGCAUUAUUUUACAUACAGAAUCUUUUAUUACUGGGUGCUCGGUUUUUCUUACAGGCUCAAAUACUAUACAAUAUGGCUGAUAGCCGAAGGAGCAUGUAUCCUUGGGGGCAUUGGUUACAAUGGUUACGAUGCCGAGACGGACUCUUUUCGCUGGAAUGCCGUUCAAAAUAUAGAUCCUUAUGCCUUUGAAACUGGUCAAAACGUUCAUGUUUGUUUGGAAGCAUGGAACAUGAAUACUAAUAAGUGGCUUAAAAAUUACGUCUAUAUGCGAGUUGCCAAACCAGGAAAAAAACCUGGCUUCAAAAGUACCUUGUUCACUUUCACAACUAGCGCUAUCUGGCAUGGUACAAGACCAGGAUACUACAUGGUUUUUGUCAUGGGUGCCUUUAUGCAGUCAUUAGGUAAAAUCUACAGGCGUAACCUCCGCCCUAUAUUCUUACAGAAGGAUGGCAAAACUCCUAAGAAGAGCAAAAAAUAUUACGAUAUUGUUUGUUACCUCACUACUCAAUUAACAUUUGGCUUCGUGGUCCAACCAUUUGUUAUUUUAGAUUUCAAGAAAUCGAUUUAUGCCUGGUCUAUAUGCUACUUCUAUGUUCAAAUAGCUAUAUUUGUUACAUUUUUUCUCUUCAAAGGCCCUUACGGUAAAAAACUUGUUCUGUGGUGCAAGCGCCACCAAGAUGUUAAUCAGUUAAGAAAGGAAGAUUCCAAAAAAAUCUUCACAAAGCAAGAAAACGAAAAAAUUCAAACUGCUAUCGAUAUGCUACUUGCAAGCAAAGAUAUGGAUUUGGAAACAGCUCCACCUUUGGGAAUUCCGUCUAUUGAAACAUUACAGUCAGUAGAUAAGGAAGAGUUAGAAAGCUAUGUUAAAGAAUUGAGUGACGUAUGGGCGUCCUUCAAAAAUAGGGAUAGCGAGCUCGGAGGAUUGAGAGAUGCAUACAAUAGCUUUGCAACGGAGGUUAACGAAAUUUACCAGAAUAGAAAGGAAGAGCUUAUGAAAAUGCACAAAACUUAG
This is a messenger RNA of Priceomyces carsonii, 1791 nucleotides long. It is a transcript of the gene LPT1, whose product is annotated as lysophospholipid acyltransferase. The transcript has a single exon. Gene Ontology annotation, biological process: lipid modification; glycerophospholipid biosynthetic process. Gene Ontology annotation, cellular component: membrane; endoplasmic reticulum. Gene Ontology annotation, molecular function: 1-acylglycerophosphocholine O-acyltransferase activity; 1-acylglycerol-3-phosphate O-acyltransferase activity. The record is from RefSeq and is a predicted model, not a curated record. The coding region runs from base 1 to 1791 and encodes 596 amino acids. Lineage: Eukaryota; Fungi; Ascomycota; Pichiomycetes; Serinales; Debaryomycetaceae.